Messenger RNA from Caenorhabditis briggsae, 1473 nucleotides. The record is from RefSeq and is a predicted model, not a curated record. The coding region runs from base 1 to 1473 and encodes 490 amino acids. Gene Ontology annotation, molecular function: NAD+ kinase activity. Gene Ontology annotation, biological process: NADP+ biosynthetic process; NAD+ metabolic process. Gene Ontology annotation, cellular component: mitochondrion. NCBI's taxonomy places the organism in Eukaryota, Metazoa, Nematoda, Chromadorea, Rhabditida, Rhabditidae. The transcript has 7 exons.
AUGAGGAUUCGCAUUAGAAAUAUCGAACAGGUCAAUCAACACCUUCGCAACGCGUACCUGUGCAGCACCCAACCAUCGGUUGCUCCAAAAGUAGUUGUAGUUCCACAGUCAACGAUUGUCGAUAAGGGAGAAUCGAGCAGAUAUUGGGUCGAUCCGACGAACCACAUGAGAUUGCCGAGAUCCCUUGCCGCCGCCUUAUACCAGACACAAAACACCCAGUCGAAAAGAUCAAUUGGAAAUAUGGAGAAGCCAAGUUUCCAGCCAAAAAAGGUUCUCAUUCUGAGCAAAUUGACCAGAUACGAAUUUGAGAAAAAGGUCCACAAAGGAUGUGAUGAUGAUCAGUUGGCUAGUAUUCUGAAGAAACGAGGAUCUGAUUACCAACGGCUUCUUUCCAAACACAAAAUUCAUCAUUCGUACCUAAAUACACUUCAAAAGGAGCUAGAAAACGCAGGAAUUGAAUCUCGCCUUGUCCGUCGUUUUGGAUACACUCAAGAAGCUGUCGAUUGGGCUGACGCUGUGUUCUCUGCCGGAGGCGAUGGAACAUUCCUAAUGGCUUCUAGCAAAGUUCGCACAAAACACAAGCCAGUCAUCGGAAUCAAUACGGAUCCACAGGGUUCUGAAGGAUACAUGUGUCUGAUGAGAAAACUUCCAGAAGAGAAUUUAUCUGGUGCUCUGAAGAAGCUAUUCAGUGGAAACUUCGAAUGGUUGUAUCGUCAAAGAAUCCGUAUCACUGUGACUGGAGAUGACGGUAUUAGUGAUGCAAUUGAGCUACACGAUCAACAACUGAAUCGGGAUCCAGCGACGACGCGAUGGACUGAUAAUCCACGUAGUCCUGCUAGAGAGAAUGAUGUAGAAGAAUGUAUGUCACUCUCGCCGCCUGUAAAGAAACGAAUGAUUUCGGAAUCUGAGGACAAAGCCAUCGUUCCCAUAGAAAAAGAAACUGUCGAACUGCCAGUUCUUGCGCUAAACGAAGUAUUCGUUGGUGAAAGUCUUUCCUCUCGGGUAUCCUACUAUGAAAUUGGCCUUAAUGAUGAGCAAAUGCUGAAACAGAAAAGCUCGGGAAUCACGAUUUGCACUGGAACCGGAUCCACAUCGUGGCACUUCAAUAUCAACAAGCUGACGGAACAAUGCGUUCAGGAUUUGAUGAAAAUUGUUGCACAACACUGUAAUCUCCCACAGAUUCCACAUGAGAAUAAGAAUGCUGUCAGCGAGAUUUGCACCAAGUUCAAUCAACAACUGAUCUUUGACCCGGAUAGAAGACAACUCGCAUUCUCGGUUCGUGAUCCAAUCUUCAAUGCGACAUUCCCACCAACUGAUCCACGUGGAUUUGCCGACAAAAUCCGAAUCAAGAGUCGUGGAUAUGAUGCUCAUCUAGUUAUCGACGGUGGCAUCUCGUACCGCUUCAACGACGGAUCAGAAGCGGUGAUGGAAGUUCGAGAUGAGGAUACUCUCCGUACUGUGGUUUUUCGAUGA